AUGGAAGGUCCAACAUACAUGUAUUCCAUUCGGGGUAAGCAGCAUUUAUAUGUCGGAGAUCCAGAACUUCUCAAAGAGUUAAAUAUAACAAGGAGCUUUGAUCUUGGUAAGUCUCCUACUAUGACCAAGGUUGUGAGGCCUUUGCUAGGAGAUGGCAUCCUUAUGGCUAAUGGAAAUCAUUGGUCCUUCCAACGAAGUAUUAUUGCUCCUCAAUUUUUUCUAUCCAAGAUUCAGAAUAUGGUAGAUCUCAUGGGAGAAUCUACAAAGGAAAUCAUGAGAAAAUGGGAGAGAUGUAUAGGAGAAAAUGGAGGGAAAAUGGCUGAGAUUGUGAUUGAGAAUGAUUUGAAAGCACUCACAACUGAUGUCAUUUGCAAAGCUUGUUUUGGUAGAUCAUAUGUUCAAGGAAUUCAAAUUUUUGAUAAACUUGCAUCCUUGCAAUCAACAUUGGCGAGACCAACCCUUCCUUUUGGGUUUUCAAUCCUCAGAUAUCUUCCUACCAAGGGAAACAGAGAAAUAUGGAGGUUGGAGAAAGAGAUAGAGAAGCUAAUACUAAAAGUGGUCGAAGAUCGUGAGCAAGAUAACCAGAAUAAUGUAAAUCAAAACCAAAAGGACUUGUUACAAAUAACUAUUGAUAGUACCACUGAUGCCAAUCAUAGUGGAUGGGGCAUAUUGAAGAAGCUAAGGCACAAACAUGAAGCCAAGAAACUGAUUGUGGAUAUGUGCAAGAACAUAUACUUUGCAGGUUCAGAAUCCACAGCUGUAUUAGUUAUGUGGACUUUGAUUAUUUUAGCAUCCCAUCCCCAAUGGCAAGAACGUCUUCGCUCUGAGAUUCUUGAAACCUAUCCCAACAUCUCGACAUAUUGCUUUCGUGAUAUGGACAAAUUUCGAAAGUUGAAACAAUUAACAAUGGUGAUUCAAGAGUGCUUGCGCCUAUAUUCACCUGGAAUAAUAGUGUCAAGGGAGGCAUUAGAAGAGAUCAAAUUAGGUGAAUUGAUGGUUCCUAAAGGAACCAUCAUUCAAUUCUUCAUCCAAGCAUUGCACAGAGAACCAGAUGUUUGGGGACAAGAUGCCACAGAGUUCAAACCUGAAAGAUUUCUGGGGGGAGUUUCAGAGGCAUGUAAGAAUCCAAAUGCUUACAUGCCAUUUGGAGUUGGAAGUCGAAUAUGUUUAGGCCAAAACUUUGCAUUGACAGAAGCAAAGAUAAUGCUCUGUCUUCUUUUGUCUAACUUCUCCUUCUCUAUUUCGCCUAAUUAUCGCCAUUUUCCUUCCUACAACAUGCUCCUGAAGCCAAAAUAUGGAGCACCCAUCCUUGUUACCAAGUUAUAA
Messenger RNA from Neltuma alba, 1326 nucleotides. RefSeq names its product cytochrome P450 714A1-like. Bases 1 to 1326 code for a protein of 441 amino acids. Lineage: Eukaryota; Viridiplantae; Streptophyta; Magnoliopsida; Fabales; Fabaceae. The transcript has 5 exons. Gene Ontology annotation, molecular function: oxidoreductase activity, acting on paired donors, with incorporation or reduction of molecular oxygen; heme binding; monooxygenase activity. The record is from RefSeq and is a predicted model, not a curated record.